Messenger RNA from Wallemia ichthyophaga EXF-994, 1437 nucleotides. RefSeq names its product Oxysterol-binding protein-like protein 1. Lineage: Eukaryota; Fungi; Basidiomycota; Wallemiomycetes; Wallemiales; Wallemiaceae. Gene Ontology annotation, molecular function: sterol binding. Gene Ontology annotation, biological process: maintenance of cell polarity; endocytosis; exocytosis. The transcript is spliced from 7 exons. Gene Ontology annotation, cellular component: membrane; cytosol; intracellular membrane-bounded organelle. Bases 1 to 1437 code for a protein of 478 amino acids. The record is from RefSeq and is a predicted model, not a curated record.
AUGUCAGCUGAAGCUGUAGAUCAAACGAGCGCAACAAACCCACAAAACCCACAAAUCUCACAAGACACUGAAAACGUCGCAGAAGGCGGCGAUGAAGGCAAGCUCAAGACACUGACGAAUAUACUCAAGAAAUGUAUGUCAGUUAAAGACAUUGCGAAUAUUCGUCUCUCUCUCCCCGCUAGCUUGCUUUACCCGGCAGGUAACUUAGAGUACUGGAAUUAUAUCGGCCGCGCAGAUACUCUGGUCGAUAUAAAUCAGCACGACGACCCUUUAGAUAGAAUGCUAGCAGCUGCUAGAUUCUGUUUUGCUAAAGACCUCCGUUUUGUUCGUGGUGGUGUCGUUAAACCAUACAACUCAGUCAUGGGCGAGCAUUUCCGUUGUUCUUGGCCAGCCACCGUCCCUGAUCACAAUGACAAGGGUGAAUUUUUACCUUCAUCUGAUUUAGUUGAUCAGUAUGAUAAUCCUUCGACUGGCACGUCUGGUACAACUACUCCUGCUCCUCAAGGUCCAGGUGUUGCUGCACAGGACUCAAAGAAUGCUCACGCCGUUUCAAGAGAUUUGAGAAACGUCGCUGCACUCAAUAAUCGCCGCUCAAAGGGCAAGAUCAGCUUCCUUACAGAACAGAUAUCCCACCAUCCACCCGUUUCUGCUUACUGGUACUCAGCGCCUGAUUGCCAGACUGAAGUGUGCGGUGUGGAUCAGGUUAGUGCAAAGAUAUCGGGCACUUCGAUUAAAGUUCAGCCUGGCGAACGCAACAAUGGUAUCUUUGUCAAUCUUAAAGACCGCGAAGAAGAAUACCAUAUCACGCACCCAACUGCUCUUGUUUCAGGUAUAUUAAGGGGUCUAUCGAGCAUAUAUGCUGUGAUUUGUGACUCAAGUAUUAUAGAAGUUAGCGGUCCAAAUGUCGGAGAUGAAUCUCUCAGAAUGAUUAUAGACUACAAGGAGGAAUCUUGGAUUGGCAAACCCAAAUUUUUGGUCGAAGGUGUUAUUUACAAAGUGUCGACAGAGGAAUCAAAGACAUGGAACAAGGUGAAGCAGGUUCCAAAAGAUCAGGUCCUUGCUUCUGUCGAUGGCACUUGGCGUACUCAGAUCAAGUUCAAGAAGGCAGGUGAAGAUGAAGAAAAGCUGCUGAUCAACCUCGAGAACCUCGAUUUAACACCAAAGUAUGUCAGAAGUCUCGAUCAGCAAGAUGAUCUUGAGUCUAGGAAGGUUUGGGAGCCUGUAACAAAGGCCAUCUUGGAGAAGGAUUAUAAUCAGGCUACGAAAUCAAAACAGGGAAUAGAACAACAUCAGAGAGAUUUAGCUAACGAGCGCAAGCGCACCAAUGAACAAUACCAGUCAUGCUAUUUCCAACUAGACACACCUGAAGGUAAACCAAUCCUCACUGAUGUUGGUAAGAAAGCUUUGGAAUCUGAGAUAUUGUCGGAUUUUGAAUAA